AUGACUGCCAGCACACGGUCUAUAAACGACAAGAGCCCUACUAGAAGUAGCAAAUUUUUUGUUGGGUCUCAAAGUUCUGAUGAAAAUUCUUCUGAUGAUGCAUCUAAAAGAAAAAAAGAUGAAACUAUUGAGGAAGAAUAUACAAGUGAGGAAGAAUUUUUAUUAAGCUCUAGAGGAUUUGUUGAAACUCCUGGUUCUUUAGAUGAUUCUUCUUUAAAAGUUGGGUCUCUUGUGUUUAAUGAAAUCGAUGAAUUCGAUGAAACUGAUCAACCUUUGAAUGUCAAUGAGCCUUUUUUAAGUCCUUUACAAGUUGCUACACGUCGUAAUGCUCGUGAUUACGAUAGUAUAUUAGAAAGUAAACGACGUCAAGGACGUUUGCUAUUGGUUUCUCUUCUGGAAAACUUUUGUUUAUUAUAUGAUACAAAUCCUGAAGGAAGUCGUAAAUUGUUUUUCGUCAUUUGCAAGAUGUUGAGUGCUAUGGGAAUUAUUGAGGAAGAGUACAUCGAUGAAAUGUCCACCGUUCGAUCUUCCUAUCAAUGUGCAUUCAAAGCCUUGGUCGUUCAAGCAUUGAAUUCAAUUAAACAAGAACAAUUAAUGUUGGAAUCUCACAUGAUUAUGCCUCCGACUUCGGUAUCUGGUAUUCCUGAAAACGGAAAAUCUUCUCUUGCCAAUCAUGAUGAGAUCAAAUAUCACUCCCCGUCAUCGAAAUUUUAUUCCAAUUUUCACUCAUUCAAUAAUUUGACUUUUGUUGACAUUCUCGAUCUUGAAAACAGUAGAUACAACAAUGACUUUAUUGAAUUAAAGUUAUUGGGUAAAGGUGGAUUCGCUAGCGUCUGGCAGGCAAAAAAUAAGCUAGAUGGCAUAGAUUAUGCUAUUAAAAAAAUCAGUUUACGAGGCGAUAAUAUACCAAAAGAUAAAGAAAAAGUUUCUUGGUUGGAACACAUUAACAAUAGACAACGUACUGAUUCUUCUCAAGUUCCUGUAUCUUCGCAGUCAACUAAUACCUCUGACUCAUUAAGCUCAAAUGAUUCAUCUCAAAAUAAUGAUGCUGAUUAUGAUGAUGACUCUGAUAUUUUUAGAAUGUCUUUUUCUGAUGAUGAUGAAAUUAAAUCAGAAAAUUAUAGCGGUGUUGACUUUAAAGAUGAUAAUUCUAAUGAGGAAAUAUUACCUUCUACAUCUGCCAUUGGUGUCAGAGGUCGAUCAUUGAAUCAUAAUAACUCUACAAGUAAUCUUUCAAAGUCUUAUCCUCGAUCUACUGAAAAAAACAAUGCUGAUUCUUCAGCUUUAGAAAGAGAUUGGGUUCUUUUUAUUCAAAUGCAAUUAUGUCAUAGUACUUUAAGAGAUUAUUUAAGACGUAGAGAUGUCAAUUUAUUGGCUUCAAAAAAAGAUCCUUUAAAUUCAGUUGAUCGUCAUGCUAGCAUUGAAUUGUUUCGUGGAAUAAUUCGUGGGGUUUCUUAUAUUCAUGAACAAGGGUUAAUUCAUAGAGAUCUUAAACCCGGAAAUAUUUUCAUUGGAAUGAUUCCUGAUACGAAUCAUGAUGAUGAUAUUUGGGUUGCUACUGAUAAUACUUCAUUUAAUGUUGAACGUUUAGUACCAAAAAUUGGUGACUUUGGUUUGGUUACUGCCGUGGGUGAUGAUAAUACUGAUUCUUCUAUGAACAAUUCUAUCAAAUCUGAUUCUUCAUUUGUUAAAAAUUUUAAUUCUAAUAAACGAACACUCAAUCAUCAUGAAUCAAAUUCUUCUUUGAAUUCAAAAUCAAGAACUAUUGGUGUUGGUACAGUUACGCCUGCUAUACCUUAUAAUGAAAAGGUUGAUAUAUACUCGUUAGGCAUAAUUUUUUUUGAACUUCAUUUCCCUUUCUCCACUGGUCAUGAACGUGUUCAGGUUCUAAAAGAUUUAAGACAUGGAAUAUUACCAAAUGGUUUUGUUCAACGGUUUCCAAAAGAGACGGCAUUUAUUUUGUGGAUGAUGGCAGAAGACCCAGAUAAAAGACCAAGUGCUAAACAAAUAUUGAAUUUUGAAUUAUUAUCUGUUCCAAUUCAUGGCGAACAUGCAGAAUUACAACAUAGAUUAGUUGAAAAUACACAAAGAAUAGAUCUUAUUACUAAAGAAAAUGAAAUGUUAAAGAAGAAAGUCGAAGAAUUGGAAGGAUUAUUGAAGAAUUGUGAAUGUAAAAACAAAAAAUUCAAUUCAGCUGUAACGAUCGAUCCAGUGGAUGGAUUUGGAAAUCGUAGUUCUUUUGAAUUUGAAUUGACAAAUGUUCAUCAGAUUCAAGGCAAAAUAUGUAGUCCACGAUUUGAAACUAUGCCAAAUAUCUUUUGGCAAUUAGGAUUUGUACUUGAAUCACCCAAUGAUCCCGAAUAUUGUGCGGUUUACCUCCAUGCAAUUUGUAACAUGGAUGAAGUGGAUGAAUAUGAUCAAUCUAGAAAUGAUUGUUUACCUGCUAGAAUGUAUUUGAAACGACCGGAUGGAUCAAUCAUCAAAGAAAUGACUACGUCUUCAAGAUUUAAGUUUAAAGCGGUUAAAAUUCGUAGAUUGCGUAUGGCACAAUUUUGUAGACGUUCCAGGCUUACCGAUAAUCUUAUCAUUGGAGUUAGAUUGAAGAGUACACAACUUGGAAAUCAUUUUUUUAGGACAUUAUCAUUCCAUGAACCAAUUCCAAUUAAAACAAUUCCUGGAACUUUGAUAUCUGCUUGGAAGAAUGAAUUUCAAAAACCUGGAUCGGGUGAUGUUAAAAUUACAGUGCAAGGGCAAACAAUUUUUGCAAGUAGUUCAAUUCUUGCAAAACGUUCGGAAUAUUUCCAAAGAAUGUUUAAUGGAUCAUGGUUAGAAUGUAAUCAAUCCAUCAUUGAUGAACAACACAUGAUCGAAGAUGAUACUAUUUCUAGCAAUCAUAGAGGCUCGUCAAAUACUGAAUCUGAUUUGUCAAAUUCGUCAUCAAAAACUUUGACUAAUCGAAGAUAUCAAUAUUCGAUCGAUAUUCCGGAUUUUGAUUAUCAAACUGCUAUUCAAAUGCUUUUAUUUCUUUAUACGGAUCAAGUGGAUAUUAACAAUUGUCCAAAUAUUUGGAACCUUUAUACAAUUGCUAAUAAAUACCUAAUAGCAGAUUUAGAGUUGGAAGCAAAAUUAAAGAUUCUCGAAGGAAUGAGUAUAAAUACUGCGGCGGAAAGCUUAUUUGGAAAUGCAUGGAAAUGGCCAGAUUUGAAGAAAAGAUUUUUGAGAUAUGUUGUUGAUAAUUUUUCACAAAUUAGGAAUAGUCAUGGUUAUAAAACUAUAGUAGCAAAUCGUUCAAAAUAUCCAAUGUUUCUUGAGUUGAAUAGUGAAAUCUUGUUGACGUUUGUUCCUGAAACCCUUGAAUCUCUUGAAUCUUAA
Cetraspora pellucida is the source of this 3372-nucleotide messenger RNA. NCBI's taxonomy places the organism in Eukaryota, Fungi, Glomeromycota, Glomeromycetes, Diversisporales, Gigasporaceae. The record is from the annotation of a GenBank genome assembly.